UCUCCGUCGUAUCGCCCAAUGCUAGAGCAUGGAGGAAGAACUGCUGAAAUCGAUGAAGCGUUAAUAUUCAUGAUUGCCAGAGACAAUCUUCCUUUGCGAACAGUCGAACGUGAUGGAUUUGUCCACUUCUGCAAAGUGACAAUUCCUUUGUACAAGCUUCCGUCAAGGAACAAAGUCACGGAGAUGAUUGAUGCAAAGUUCGAAAUUUUAAGUGGUGUAGUGAAAACUGCUCUUUCCAAGGUUGAAUCGUGUUCCUUGACCGCAGAAAUCUGGACUGAUACUGGAAACAAUCAGAGUUACCUAGGUGUAACGGCACACUAAGACGAAGCUGAAUUGAAAUCGAUGGCCCUAACUGCCCACCCACUUGAUCAAGCGCACACAAAGGAGUAUAUAGCAGGAAUGCUACGAAACGUUUGUGUUGAAUGGAACAUUGAUCUGGACAAAGUAUCCGUUAUAGUUACGGAUGGGGAAGCCAACAUCGUGUCUGCUGCAAAAAAUGUUUUUGGAGAUGCGAGACAUGUUAUAUGUGUCGACCACAGCUUGAGUCGCAUCACCACUAUUGACAAAUUGCCUCUAUUUGAAAUUCUUCUGACGAAAAUACGGUCCAUCGUAGCUUUUUUCGAGAAAUCCAUCAAUGCUGUGGAUGAGAUUCGUGCCCUGCAGCUCAAAGAGGUUAGCUCCGAUGCCGACAUAUUAAAGCUAAUCAAGGAUGAGCCUACCAGGUGGGGCAGCAACUACGCGAUGCCGGAACGCUUCAUUAAGCUUGCAGAUAAGGUUAGUUUAAUACUUUUGCGGUAUACUUCCGUUCAAAUGUUAACCGGCUCAGAACUGGCGGCGGCUACUGAGGGGCACGAUUUACUGCAACCUGUGGCUCAUACGAUAACUGAGCUGGAAGGUGAAACUGUUUCCCUUUCAGGGAAGGUGAUCCCGAUGUUAAAGAACAUGAAAAGGAGUAUCGACUCAAUGAGUCCUACUACCGAGCCAGUCAGACAAUUGAAAACGAUGUUUCAGGCACAAUAUGAGCGAAAAUUCAAGGAUAUAGAAUUCGUAGAUACAUUUUCUAUUGCGACGCUGUUAGAUCCCCGUUUUCAAACCCUCUAUCUCUGUUCGUUAGCUCAUGCAAAGGUGCUUAAAAACGUAUCCGAUAUGGUUCAAAUUGCAAACAAAAACUCAACGACUAAUCCUAAUGAAAUUUCAUCGUUUGCACCGAAAGCCGGGUCGAACAAUUUAUGGAAUUUUCACCACCAAAUGGUGCACGAAUCAUCUUUGAACCAUGAGCCUGAUACCCCUGUAGGUAUCUCAGGGGAACUACGAAAUUUUUUACACCAAAAAGUCGUAAGUCUUGAUUCCAAUCCUUUGGCAAUCUGGGAUUCAAUUAGAAGCGAGUAUCCUACACUCUAUCCAAUAGCUCGAGAAUAUCUCAGCAAGAUGGUAACAUCUGUACCAUCCGAGAGGCUGUUUUCCAGAACUGGUGCAACCACUCAAAACCGAUACCGGUUAAAUGCCAAGCGGAUGGCACGGUUGGCAUUUAUGGGAUCAUUGUCUGCAAACUUUUGGGCCAGCUGUUGAUUUUUUAUUAAAUUUUUUGUUAUAUCUUUUUUAAUUUGAAAUCUGUAAACGAACAAAACAAUUGUUAGCUUGAUUCCUACAGGGUUUACAAAACAAACGCCACAAACGCUGCAAGGUAUCGUAAAUAAAACAUGUUAUUAUUAUAUAUUGAGUACAUUUCCCUAUUAUUCUCUAAUUCUCUAAUUUUUUUCGCUCCGAAUUUCGAUUUUUUGGAUCGAUUUUUUCGUUUCGAAAAGAUCGAAAAGAUUGUUAUUUUUUCGAUCUGAUCUUUUCGAUCUCUUGAAAAUUUUUUUUAGCGUGCAGCAGUUUUUCGGAUGAAAAUGCCUCCAUGA
Molecule: messenger RNA, 1901 nt
Organism: Wyeomyia smithii (pitcher-plant mosquito)
Lineage: Eukaryota; Metazoa; Arthropoda; Insecta; Diptera; Culicidae
Product: zinc finger BED domain-containing protein 4-like
Exons: 4
Coding region: 343-1569 (408 amino acids)
Molecular function (GO): protein dimerization activity
Source: RefSeq, a predicted model, not a curated record